AUGUCGCACGUACUCCGAGGCCUAUCAACCCGACCACCCAUCAACCGCGAAGAUUCGUGGAAUCCAAAUACUUCAUCUAGUGCCUUGGAUGUCGAUGGUGUGCUCAGAUCAAAAAAGCAAAAUGAAUACCAUGGGAUAGAGUCUCGAAGCCGUAGCACGACCGCUAUACCUUCGGAUGAAAGCGGCUCGGAAACUCAUGUGGAGGAGAGGCAACGCAAUCGCCGAAAGAGCAUCGAAGUCGUACUAGAGAAAUCUGGAAAGAAAGGCGAGUAUAAAAUCACCGCCAAGGACCCGGAGUUCCAAGAAGCUUUACAGACUGGGCUCCGGCGAGAGGCUGAGAAGCUGAACCAUAAGACCAAAGGUCAGCCAAGGGAUCUUAUCUUCACCCAGCAAUUUACAACGUUCGAUCGCCAAAACGCAACGGCAUCACAGUCGCCCUUUCAUGGGUUCUUCACUCUUUUCUGGCUUGCCAUGGCCUUUUUACUUAUACGGAUAGCAGCUGGAAACUACAGAACUAAAGGCUCAAUCUUUGGAGAUGCAGAGAUCCUGCAUCUGAUGGUCGACAAAGACCUUUUCGUCAUGUUGGCAACAGAUCUCGGAAUGUGCGCAACGACCAUCUUUGGCUUCUUCCUACAGAAAGCCAUUGCAAAAGACUACUUGACGUGGAAUGGUUCAGGGUGGAUUAUCCAGUCGCUGUGGCAAGCCUUCUUCACCUUUACUUUCAUUUGGAUUACCUUCUGGCGUGAGUGGCCUUGGACCCAUACCGUCUUCAUUGUUCUGCAUGUCUUUGUGCUGUUGAUGAAGCAGCAUGCCUAUGCCUUCUACAACGGCUAUUUAUCGCGAGUUUAUAGACGACGGAACAUUUUGCAGGAUAUGCUUAGAGAGCUGGAUGCUAUGAAAUCGGAAGAAGGCUCGACUGAAACGACGCACCUGCCAGAGACGCCAGCUGCUACCAACGUUGGAACCCCCAAUGAAAGCAAUCUGAUCAGCCGAGGGCGCAAAUACUCCCCGCGAUUAUCUGAAGAAAAUUUGGAAAUUGCAAGUAUUGGUCAAGCUAUUGACUCUGGAAAGCCGCUCGACUCGGAACAGAUCGAGGGGUUCCGCCGUGUGUUGAAUACUGAGAUUACAAUCCUCAAUGAGGAUCUACGUGGAAAAUGCACAACGACGGACAACAUUUACCCCAACAACCUCAAUCUCUACAACUUCUUAGAAUGGUCAUGUUUCCCCACGCUCAUCUACGACUUGGAGUAUCCCCGCCAGGAUCGUAUCAACUGGUGGUACGUUGCCGAGAAGUCGGCAGCUACACUAGGUGGCAUUUGGGUCAUGAUCAUUAUCUCGCAAGCGUACAUCUACCCUGUAGUCGUAAAAACUGUACGACAAAAGGAAGCUGGCAUGUCACUGUAUCAGGGAUGGCAAGAAUUUCCAUGGAUUGUCUCCGAUAUGUUAUUCCCCAUGCUCCUCGAAUCACUUCUGAGUUUUUACGUCAUAUGGGAAUGUCUCCUGAACGUACUAGCGGAGCUCACGCGAUUUGCCGAUCGGGGCUUCUAUGGUCCAUGGUGGAAUUCCGUAUCCUUUGAGCAAUAUGCUCGGGACUGGAAUAGGCCUGUUCACAACUUCUUGCUUCGACACGUCUACCAUUCUUCAAUUUCCUUCUUCCAUAUGUCGAGGAUGCAGGCUACCUUCUUUACCUUUUUUCUGAGCGCCGUCGUCCACGAGAUCGUCAUGUUUUGUCUCUUUAAGAAGGUCAGGGGAUAUCUCUUUGCAUUCCAACUUACACAGAUACCCCAGGCAGCGUUUUGCAAGAGUAGGUUCAUGAAGGGAAGAGAUACGCUGGGUAACGUUAUAUUUUGGUUUGGUAUUUUUAUUGGGCCUAGUUUGAUUACGGGUAUGUACCUUAUCAUGUAG
Molecule: messenger RNA, 1905 nt
Organism: Bipolaris zeicola 26-R-13
Lineage: Eukaryota; Fungi; Ascomycota; Dothideomycetes; Pleosporales; Pleosporaceae
Exons: 3
Coding region: 1-1905 (634 amino acids)
Biological process (GO): ergosterol metabolic process
Cellular component (GO): endoplasmic reticulum membrane
Molecular function (GO): ergosterol O-acyltransferase activity
Source: RefSeq, a predicted model, not a curated record